AUGAGCAGAAAUAAGGGCUACCUAAAAGCCUUGGAGAAUUAUGUAGCCCAGCUAGAAAAUUCACUGAUUAGAAUGAAGGAAACGAAUAGCGAGGAUAGCCGGCAAAUUAUACUAGACUCGCUCCCCCUAGGUAGUUUGCUAGACUUAAAUGCCCCACAAGAAGAUCAGACAUCAGUGCCAUCGAUUGUGAACUCCGCAAAAGAUCAAAUCCCACAGUUUUAUGAUAAUCUGGCCAUCCCAGGUAAUGCUGCACCUUCUGAUGGUCCGUUGUCCGUUAUAAAAACCCGUCUUGCUUCGGAAAAUAAUAAGAAAUACUCAACUGUUCCAGAGGGUCGCAAUACUCUAUCCAGAAGCCCCUAUAUUAUCUUGUCUCUUUCUUUAUUCUUUAGAUGGUUGUACCCAGGUCAUUAUUUUUUUGUCUACAGAGAAGCGCUUCUUUCCGCAUUUUUUCAGGACAGAAAUUCAAAGAGUUAUUACUGUUCAGAGGAAUUGAUAUACGCCGUUGCCGCCCUAGGUUCCAAGAUAACUAAUAAAUCCGACGAGCUAUAUCUAAAAUCUUUCAAAUAUUAUAGUCUUUCAAGGGAGAUAAUUUUGAGAAAAAUUUUCCAGGCCAAAGAUUGUUCAUUUGAAAAAGAGGGAUCCUCUUCGCCGAAGUUGGCCCUGAUUCAAAGUUUACUGUGUCUCGCAUUCUAUGAUAUAGGAAGAGGAGAGAACUCUUCGGCGUGGUAUUUUUCAGGAUUAGCGUUCAGAAUUGUUCAUGAGAUUGGCUUACAGCUAAAUCCUGCUGCUUUAAAUGGUAUCAGCGGUGAGGAAUUGACGCAGAUGGAUAUUGAAGUUCGAGUAAGAAUUUAUUGGGGCUGCUAUUUGGUGGAUCACUUUAUUGCUGAAUUAUAUGGUAGGUCAACUGUUUUAACAUUGUCAAAUUCUGCUAUUCCAGAGACAGAUGAGUUGCCAAAUAUUAAGGCAGGUUUUGAGGACUACAUGUAUUCUGAUCCGGAUAAACCCUUACUUGUGGCCGCUCCAAUCAAAUGCUUAAUUUUGCUAUCGAGAAUUACUGAGUUAUAUAAAAAUGAGAAUACUCAACUGAAAACAACAUCGGAGAGGAUUGGCGCCCUUUCUGGGUUCAACAUAGAUUUACAGAAGUGGAGAUCCAGCUUACCAAAGGAACUGACAUGGUCAAAUGAAACAUUGGCCGAAGAAAAAGAUUUCGAUCCUACCAUUUCUUUUGUAUGGUACCAUUACUACAUGAUACUACUUUCUUAUAAUAAGACCUUUAUUUUGGAUUCCAAGGAAAACACGUCAAUUAUUGAGGAGGCAAUUCAAGAUUUAUUUUACCUACUGAGAGAUUGGAUAAUCAAAUAUCAUACAUUUGAAAAAUGUAGUAUCCAGAUGGUUACUACCGCUGUUUUAGCUCUGCAAUGUAUGAAUAGUAAAAAUAUCAGUUGCAUCUAUUAUAACGAUUUUACAAACUUUUUGAAAUCACCUACCAUAAAUUAUGAUUUUUUGUCCGAACUUUUUGAAAACGAAAUCACUUCCGAAUCGCUCUACCCACUUAGUCUUUCAGAUGGUGCCAAUUUCCUGGCAGAUGAAUUUCCCGAUUUGUCGUUGUUGAGCGAAAUGGAUGCAUUGAUAAAUAAUCAAGUAUAUAAGCUAUAA
Messenger RNA from Saccharomyces kudriavzevii IFO 1802, 1656 nucleotides. RefSeq lists its product as uncharacterized. Gene Ontology annotation, molecular function: DNA binding; zinc ion binding. Bases 1 to 1656 code for a protein of 551 amino acids. NCBI's taxonomy places the organism in Eukaryota, Fungi, Ascomycota, Saccharomycetes, Saccharomycetales, Saccharomycetaceae. Gene Ontology annotation, biological process: DNA-templated transcription. The record is from RefSeq and is a predicted model, not a curated record. The transcript has a single exon.